UUACAAGUCCUUCUUGGUCCUGAAGCGGACUUCUUUCCACUGUCGUUGCUGAUCUUGAGUUCAGAACCGGCGCCAGGCAUGGGGCUGGAGGACGAGCGGAAGAUGCUGACCGGCUCCGGGGAUCCUAAGGAGGAUCCCCUGACAACAGUGAGAGAGCAAUGUGAGCAGCUGGAGAAAUGUGUAAAGGCUCGGGAGCGGCUGGAGCUCUGUGAUGCCCGAGUAUCCUCUCGGUCGCACACAGAGGAGGAUUGCACAGAGGAGCUAUUUGACUUCUUGCAUGCAAGGGACCACUGCGUGUCCCACAGACUCUUCAAUGGCUUGAAAUAAGUGUGCAGACUUGUUGACCUCCACCUUCAUCAUCUGGGCAUCAGAUAUUAUUUUCUUAAGGUUUUAAACAUGCCAUCUGUUUCUAAUUUGUGUACGUUUGUGUUAACCUCAUGGAUUUUGGCAUGGGCAAGUAACGUCUAUCAUUAGUACUAAUUCCAUCUUAAUAAAAUUCAGUGAUAUACGGA
This is a messenger RNA of Echinops telfairi (small Madagascar hedgehog), 512 nucleotides long. RefSeq names its product cytochrome b-c1 complex subunit 6, mitochondrial. NCBI's taxonomy places the organism in Eukaryota, Metazoa, Chordata, Mammalia, Afrosoricida, Tenrecidae. The transcript is spliced from 3 exons. Bases 79 to 327 code for a protein of 82 amino acids. The record is from RefSeq and is a predicted model, not a curated record. Gene Ontology annotation, biological process: mitochondrial electron transport, ubiquinol to cytochrome c.